This is a messenger RNA of Prorocentrum cordatum, 967 nucleotides long. NCBI's taxonomy places the organism in Eukaryota, Dinophyceae, Prorocentrales, Prorocentraceae. The record is from the annotation of a GenBank genome assembly.
AAACGUGUACCUCACAUUGGUUUCAAGCCCAGAGUGGCUGCUUGCGGCCCGUACUCUGGCACAGUCUUUGACGCUCGCAGGAUGCAAGUGGCCGCGUGUACUGCUGACGACUUUUGUGCCGUCGGAUCGCCUCCGGGAGGAACUGGCUAGCGAGCUGUGGGACGUCCGGGUGGUUCCCCAACUAGUGAACCCUUUCGACGCGAGCCUGAAAGCUCAGCACCGGUUUUCUAUGUUGCAGGUAUACAACCUGACCGAGUUCUCGAAGAUCGUAUUCCUUGACAGCGACUUCCUCGUCGUCUCCAAUCUCGACCACGUGUUCGACUGCGGCGAGUGGUGUGCUGCGCGCUCCCUGCGGGAGACGGAGGGGCGCUUCAACAGUGGUCUUCAGGUGCUGACGCCCAGCGCCGACCUCUUCCGCUUCCUGCUGGAGGGCACGAAGCCUGGCCCCGGCGGCUUCCAGUCCUACAACGGGGGGCCGCAGGGCUUCCUCAACGAGGCGAUCUCCGCCUGGUGCUCCCACGGGAAGGUUCGGCGUUGGUCGCAGGUGCGCUCGGCCUCGGCGGCGAGGCGGUGUCAGACCCUGCCGGAGGGUUACAAUCAUCUGCCCGUGGUCCUCGCCGGCCCAGCGUGGGCACCGGUUUCGUGGUGGCCUCCCUCGCGAAGCCUCGACGAGUUCUUCUACGGGAUGGAGAAGGAUCCCUUAGGAACAACAGGUUGGUUGCGCUGCAUUUCAACAGUCCAGUCUACAAUGUCGUCAAGCCCUGGCUGUGGUAUUGGUAUCCGCUGUUCCCCAGCCACUGGCUCUGGUGGCAGGUCAGGAGGCAGGUGCCCGGGGAGGACGCGGCAGCAUUGCGCCUUUUCUGCGCAGGAGUCGUCUGCCCUGUGCUCUUGUCGAUUUGGUUUGUGUGGCGAAGGCCUCGUUGCCUCAUCGGCGCAAUCGAUGGGGCUUGCGCGCUACGAACCUUGA